AAAAUGGAGGAGCCAAUGUGUCUGAUUGAUACGGAGCGUGACGGGCGCCUGAGUGUCCAGCAGGGGGCACUGCAGGUCCUGGAGCAGAUCCAGCAGCCGGUGGUGGUGGUGUCUGUGGUGGGGCUCUACCGCACGGGGAAGUCCUACCUCAUGAACCGACUGGCUGAGAAGCAAAGAGGAUUCAAGCAAUGCUGCUUUGCUCUGGGCAGCACCAUUGAGUCCAAGACCAAAGGCAUCUGGAUGUGGUGUGUGCCUCAUCCCAAGAAAGAUGGACACACCCUGGUGCUGCUGGACACAGAGGGUCUGGGACAGGGGCGGAGUGGUGAUGAGAAACAUGACACAUGGAUCUUCUGUCUGGCUGUUCUACUCAGCAGCACUCUGGUCUACAACAGCAUGAGCACCAUUGAUAACACAGCCUUGGAGACAAACGAAGCCUCGUGCAAGGGAUUUGUGGGGAACGAGAGCGUUGUUCUGUUGAAAUUUGCGAAAGAAGUGGCAGUGGCAGAAGAUGGCAGUUGCCCCCCGUGCUGA
Molecule: messenger RNA, 531 nt
Organism: Engraulis encrasicolus (European anchovy)
Lineage: Eukaryota; Metazoa; Chordata; Actinopteri; Clupeiformes; Engraulidae
Product: guanylate-binding protein 4-like
Exons: 5
Coding region: 4-531 (175 amino acids)
Molecular function (GO): GTPase activity; GTP binding
Source: RefSeq, a predicted model, not a curated record